Molecule: messenger RNA, 885 nt
Organism: Anopheles darlingi
Lineage: Eukaryota; Metazoa; Arthropoda; Insecta; Diptera; Culicidae
Product: protein obstructor-E
Exons: 3
Coding region: 112-774 (220 amino acids)
Cellular component (GO): extracellular region
Molecular function (GO): chitin binding
Source: RefSeq, a predicted model, not a curated record
GCGCCAUUCAACAGUCAGUCCCGAUCCAUCGCUUAUCGAAGGUGGAACGAAUUUUCUCACAAAUUCUAUCGAACCGUUUUUAGUGAAUAGCCACUUAGAACAAGACGAUCAAUGUCGCCUCUUAGUGGAAGGCUUACCGGAGUCAUCGUGGUGCUUUGUGUUUCAGCUCUGGUUUAUCACGCACAAAGUCAGUCCUGUCCCGAGAAGAAUGGCCGUUUCCCUGUCUCGGACCAAUGUGACGCAUACAUGGAGUGUAGGGAUGGAGAACCAACGCGUCAGCUUUGCCCCGAUGGACUCCUCUUCAACGAGAAGGCUUCUCUGUUCUCCUACCCUUGCCAGUAUCCGAUCGAUGUAGAUUGUGGUAGCCGCACACGUACCCAACCUGCCAUCCCGACCGAAGACUGUCCACAUCAGUUCGGUUACUACAAAGUCGGUGAUCGAGCCAACUGUGGCCAGUUCAAGAACUGUGCCGAUGGUACUGCCUACGUACUCGACUGUCCGCUCGGUUUAGCCUUCAACUCUGCGACGUAUCAGUGCGACUGGGCUGAUCUGGUGGAAGAUUGUGAUGCGGAAGCCUAUCUUGGGUUCAAGUGUCCACCGCAGGCACCGGGUUUGGUGCAGCCGAUCCGAUUCUUCCGCGCACCGAACGAUUGCCAGAAAUACUUCCUGUGCGUUGACGAUAGGCCCCGGCUGAACUUCUGUGGACCGGAACAGGCAUUCAACGAGCUGAUCAACGCUUGUGACGGAAUCGCCAAUGUGACUGGUUGUGCUUAGGAAUGCCACUACUCCAACUACGGAAUCUACCAUAGAACCUCCUUAAGGUGCUCAAUCGACGGCACCGUCGUCGAUACUAGUAGGAUUUUUAAUAAACAAAAUACCAUCCAC